ACAGGUGACGCUCGUGAGCGAGUAAUUUGACGUCACGCGCGUCCACAUCACGCCGCUCUUCUGCUUCCGGGGUGACAUAAUUUGCUUGUGGCGUGCUAGCAGGGUACGGUGAGACUUCGGUGUAGAUGCCAUGCUUAAACCGUGAACAUGGCCGACAAUCAUCUGGAAUACGCCUAUCUGCAGGGUCAGUCCAUUGGGGAGCACCUCACCGAGGAUCCCGAGCUAGCAGCCAUCAAAGCCAGAGUUCAGGAGCUGGAGAUGGAAGAAGAGACUGAACGAAUUAAGGAAGAUGGAAUAGAAGAGGAGGAUAGGUGUGAUGGUGAAAUGCAGCAGCUGCUGACCAGUAGCCCCCGGCCUGGCCCAUUCUACAACAUGACACCUGAGGAAAGGAUAGAUGCAGACAACAGGUCCAUCUAUGUCGGAAAUGUGGAUUAUGGAGCUACUGCAGAUGAGUUGGAGAUCCAUUUUAAUGGCUGUGGCCCUGUCAACCGUGUCACCAUCCUCUGCGACAGAUUCUCGGGUCAUCCAAAAGGCUUUGCUUACAUUGAGUUCUCCGAUCGCAACUCGGUACAGAGUGCCGUUGGCCUGCAUGAGACCUUGUUCAGAGGAAGAGUUCUCAAGGUGUUGCCCAAAAGGACCAACAUGCCCGGCAUCAGCACCACUGACAGGGGAGGCCACCGAGGUGGCCACUCAAGAGGCCGAGGGCGAGGCUUCCAGCCCCCCAGGGGCCAGCCUGGCACUCGAGGCAGGUUUCGCUACCAGUCCACUAGACCACAACACCAGAACCUCCACCCAUAUUAUGGAGGCCCACCGUUAGGGAAGAGACAGUGGGGCCACCUGGAUUAUCACGAACAGACAUCCAAACGCUACCCUUGUCUUCUCCUCAUCACCCCACCUUCAGAAGAGAUGGGAGCCGCAACCAGCGGACAACACUACCCCCAACAGCGCUAGUGACCCCUUUCCUCUGCUUGUGUACAAAGUAGGUGUAUGAACUGAUUUGAAACGAAAUUGGCUUCACUGCUUUGCAUCAGUUCUUUAUCAUUUUAAGCUUGUGUAAAUGCAUGAUCGGAUGGGUGACUAUCCUGUAUUCAUGCCAAUGCGUCCUACCAUUUUUACAAACUAAUGGAAGUAUUUUGUUUGUGUUCACUUGUAUAAAUCCUUUCUUUUUAACUUAUACACCCCUUUUGCUUUAUGUGAACAAAUAAAGAUAAUUGUGAUGCUUCA
Messenger RNA from Syngnathoides biaculeatus (alligator pipefish), 1224 nucleotides. RefSeq names its product PABPN1 like, cytoplasmic (gene pabpn1l). Gene Ontology annotation, molecular function: RNA binding. The coding region runs from base 148 to 951 and encodes 267 amino acids. Lineage: Eukaryota; Metazoa; Chordata; Actinopteri; Syngnathiformes; Syngnathidae. The transcript is spliced from 6 exons. The record is from RefSeq and is a predicted model, not a curated record.